Messenger RNA from Anoplophora glabripennis (Asian longhorned beetle), 1459 nucleotides. RefSeq names its product chitinase-like protein Idgf4. Bases 39 to 1355 code for a protein of 438 amino acids. The record is from RefSeq and is a predicted model, not a curated record. Gene Ontology annotation, molecular function: chitin binding. Lineage: Eukaryota; Metazoa; Arthropoda; Insecta; Coleoptera; Cerambycidae. Gene Ontology annotation, cellular component: extracellular region. Gene Ontology annotation, biological process: carbohydrate metabolic process; chitin catabolic process. The transcript has 7 exons.
GAAGCCAAACUUUAGUUAUACUUAAACCGGCUCCAACUAUGGGCGCCUUAACGAUUUUCGUGUUUUUUUCUGCAGCAGUGACUGCUGCGCUUGCCGAAAAAGUGGUGGUUUGUAAUUACGAAACCAAAUCACGUUUAAGAGAAGGACAAGGAAAAUUUGACUUAAAUGCUCUCGAACCAGCCUUACAAUAUUGCACCCACUUAAUUUACGGCUACGCAGCGAUUAACGACGACACGUUGAAAUUGGUGCCCCUAAAUGAACAAUUUGACGUUAUUAAAGACAAUUACAGGCAUGUAACAGACCUAAAACGCAAAUAUCCUAGAUUAAAAGUACUGCUGUCUGUGGGAGGAAACGAGGACGUCAGCGGAGAAGACAGCGAGAAAAAUUUGAAAUACAGACAAGUCUUGGAAUCAUCAGCUCAUCGUUUAGCUUUUGUCAAUUCCGCUCAUACUUUGGUCAAAGGUUUUGGAUUUGAUGGUGUCGAUUUGGCGUGGGAAUUUCCUGAAACUAAACCAAAGAAAAUCAAGAGUGGAUUUGGUGCUUUCUGGAGUGGCCUUAAACAUAAAAUUACUGGUGAAAAUGUAAUAGAUGAAAACGCUGAACAACACAGAGAACAAUUUGUAUCACUUGUUAAAGAACUCAAAGGAGCUUUUAGACCGGACAAUCUACUGGUUUCGCUCACGGUACUUCCAAAUGUCAACAGCACAGUUUAUUACGAUCCCAGAGCGCUGGCCCCCUUUUUGGACUUGAUUGUUCUCCAUGCUUUCGACUUCUACACUCCAGAUCGUAAUGAAAAAUUGGCCGAUUUUCCUUCUCCUCUGUACGAGCUCAUUGACAGAAGGAAUGAUGAGAACGUUGAUUCUUGGGUGAAAUACUGGACGAGCAAUGGCGCUCCAGCCAAUAAGCUGGUACUAGGCAUCCCCACAUAUGGCAGAACCUGGAAAUUGGAUAGUGACACCUCAUCAGUUGACUCGAUUCCUCUAACUGACCUUGAAGGUCCAGGAGAUCCUGGCCCACUCACCAAAGAAGCUGGACUUCUCAGCUAUCCCGAAAUUUGUACCAAAGUCGAGCAACCAUCAGGCGUCAAAGGCGGGUCUUCUCCAACUCAGUUCAAAAAAGUCACGGAUCCCACCAAAAGAAGGGGGCCGUACGCUUAUCGUUUGCCCGAUGAAAAUGACGAAGGAGGCAUCUGGAUUGGCUAUGAGGAUCCAGAAUCUGCCACAAACAAAGCUGCGUAUGUUAAAAGCAAAGGCCUAGGUGGAAUUGCCGUGGAUGAUUUAACUCUAGAUGAUUUCAAAGGAGUUUGCGGACACAACAAAUACGCCAUAUUAAAAGCAGCAGUUUCAGUUCUAUAGCUGAUAAGAGAGAUUGCUAUUGUGUUGAAUAUAAAAAUGUAAUACACAUGCCUAUAAAGUUAUGCUAGUCUAAAAUCAAAUAAAUAUUACUAAUACCUACAUAA